CAAAUGAAAUUGUAAAUCUAUAUGUAUAUGUUUGUUAGAAAUAUAUUAUAUAUAGUCAGUGGCUUAUUUUACACCCCACGCAUGGUUCUUUGGCUUAGUAGAGUCUGGUGGGUAUACUAGCUAAGCGCGUUAGUCCGCAUUUAGUUAAUAGUCAUAGUCAUUAAGAGGCAGUUGCCUCUGCUGCUGUCCGGAGUCGGCUAGUCGGAGUUCAGUUCAGUUGACGCGUUCAGCGAGUAUAGAUGCUAGCUGACAUAGGGAACGUUGCAUUGGAGCACAAAUUUUAUCCUCGCGAUAGUGAAUGUGUAAAGAACCCCCUUUUAACGAACGACCUUUAACCCUACUGAGUUCAAGUAAUAGCCUAGCUGCAGGCGCUGGUCGUCGAUCUCUGUCUUCUGACAUCUACAAUUAUCUGGAUUAUCGUUAUCGGAACAGUUCUCCCCCGGAUUUUGUGAGAGCUUUAAGCCCAUCAUGCUACCAAGACUGAUACUACCAAUAAUUCUGCUACUCGUUAUUAUAGGCACAUUAUCAAAAGCUUGCGAUUUGGAUCAAAUGCAAUAUGGAUGUCGUAUCUAUAAUGCACAAUGCAGAUGCGGUUACGGUUGUUCUUCUGAAUACAGAUACAAUACUAACGAAGAUUGCAAAGAAGCGUUAAGAGGUAGGCGUAGUGAUAUAUGUUAUAGAUCGAAACCUUGUUUGAAUGGAGGAUCAUGUUUGCAAAUAUCAUCAGAUCCUGGAUUUAAAUGUCGCUGCGAAGGAACUGGUUAUUACGGACCACAUUGUGAUAAACCUUGCCCAGGACCAAAUAACCAACGUUUUCGAGGACCAUUUCCUUACGAGUGUGUUGUAAUUUAAUUUGUAAUUUACCUUUUUUUAAUCUAUCAAAAAUCAAAUACAUAUUAAGUACAAAAAAUAAACAUAUUUUGCGAAAAUUUA
Bombus impatiens (common eastern bumble bee) is the source of this 933-nucleotide messenger RNA. RefSeq names its product platelet endothelial aggregation receptor 1-like. The record is from RefSeq and is a predicted model, not a curated record. The transcript has 4 exons. Lineage: Eukaryota; Metazoa; Arthropoda; Insecta; Hymenoptera; Apidae. Bases 469 to 852 code for a protein of 127 amino acids.